AUGUCUUUUAUUGAAGGAUGCAAAGAAGUCGCGAACACAUCACCGGAAGAGAACUCCUCCACCAGUGGUUCAACGAAAAGAAAAAGCGAGAGGCAGUCAACCUUACCGACGAAAAAACCGAAAAGUAUGAAGAAAGCGACAACAACAGUGACGGAGGACGAGGAAUUUUUGACCUUGGAAUUGGAGAUGAAAAAAGUGAAACUAGUGGAUCUGAAGACAUGGGCAAUGAAGAAACUGGAAAAUAAUUUGAUAGAGGAGACGGACCUUUUGGCUUUUUGUCAAAUUUUAUUUCCGACGGAGACGAACGAAUUUUCAAUCCUUUGUUUGGUGACGAUUAUUUUCGUAAUUUGUCCUCUCCCAGUCGUAGAGACAGUAAUACAUCCGAAGAAAUGGACAACGACGGGCAUUCAGUCGAUUUGGGAGAAUACGAUGAUACUGCAAGCGAGUUCGAUGACGAAACUAUACAAUCUGAUGAGGAAGUCUAUGACGACCUCCUUACCACACUUGGACGUGAAUUGGCUGCAAAAUUUGUCUCUGGAAUCCAUCGGUAUGUCAGCAGAAUCAUUGUGCCGGGUGGAAUUGGGGGAGUUCAAAACUGUUUGUGAGAAUUGGACAAACUUAUUGAGCGUUACCCCCCAACACAUUUCUACAUCAUCGCCGAACACAACGAUCACAUACACAUCAGCCACGUGUGUGGGUACUCGGGAGGAUCUUGCAGGUGCUCCUUCCUCCUUCGAGGAACAUUUUGGAGCAAGUACGGAAGACGUGGACUUUGUAGGAUUUCUCGAAGCGUUGACUUCGGGGCAGCAGAUUACAGAAACGUACUGCGAUACCUAUUUUAGGGCGGCCGACGCGUCCACUGCAUUGGAGGCUUCCGAGAGAAUGGAAGAUUAUUUGAUAGAUAUAAAUAUUUAUCGUCGAAAAGACAUUUGGGACAAGCCGAAGGGGGAAUACUGGCUGGGAGCGAUGGAGCGAUGCCGCGGGACAUUUCCUGCGAAUCAUCAAGCAGUGAAUUAUGCGUCGAGGAUAGUCAAGCUCCUAGGGGAAAAGAUGAUAAAACUAAAAAAUCUAAAACGGGUACGAAAAACUCCUGGCUUCGCCCGGAAAACGGGCCGAUAA
Molecule: messenger RNA, 1119 nt
Organism: Macrosiphum euphorbiae (potato aphid)
Lineage: Eukaryota; Metazoa; Arthropoda; Insecta; Hemiptera; Aphididae
Source: the annotation of a GenBank genome assembly